Messenger RNA from Sclerotinia sclerotiorum 1980 UF-70, 201 nucleotides. RefSeq lists its product with no specific name. The record is from RefSeq and is a predicted model, not a curated record. Bases 1 to 201 code for a protein of 66 amino acids. NCBI's taxonomy places the organism in Eukaryota, Fungi, Ascomycota, Leotiomycetes, Helotiales, Sclerotiniaceae. The transcript is spliced from 2 exons.
AUGACACCGCAGAAAAAGAUCGAUGUGCAUUUUAAAAUAUCACACGGAAAGCUCUUUGGUGUUAGUACCUCACUGUGCUCUCUCAACUUCAACAUGCCUCUUCACGUAGCCACUUCGCUAAGCGAGAUGCAAAAGGAGAACCAGCAUAAUGCUAGUAUAGGAGACCUCAAGUACCGAGUCAAGGCUGCCGACUCAUCUUGA